This is a messenger RNA of Tripterygium wilfordii, 900 nucleotides long. RefSeq names its product 17.6 kDa class I heat shock protein-like. The record is from RefSeq and is a predicted model, not a curated record. Bases 275 to 691 code for a protein of 138 amino acids. Lineage: Eukaryota; Viridiplantae; Streptophyta; Magnoliopsida; Celastrales; Celastraceae. The transcript has 2 exons.
AAAUCUGCCAUGAACGUGUGCAAAGACGAGGAGUUCAAAUUAUCAAACGAGAUGGGGUUUACAAAUUCAAUAUUUUGAUUUAGAAAUACCAAACCAGCCCUAUGUUCCUGUACUCUUUCCAUUAUAAAUAGGGGUUCAAUGUAUUUCUGUUGCUAGACACCCAAAACAGAGCUAUCUAGCAAUAUCAACAAACCCAAUACUGGUCUUCACACACUCUCUCCCCCUUCAUCUUCUUUUUAAAUUCAAGUGCAAUUCAUUUUCGUUUAAUGAAUUCAUGAAUAUUUUCUUUGUUUCAGAGUCAAUGUCGUUCUUUUCGAGCUUCUCCAGCUUUUCGAGCAUUUUCAGCCAACAAAUCAGCACCAUAGAUCCAUUCUCUUUUACGAUGUACUGGGAAGAGACAGCUCUGGUGGUGAACGCGCGAGUGCAGGGGCUGGGGAGCGAAGAAGUGAGCUUGGAAGUCAGAGGAAGCAAGCUUGUGCUGAUUGUUCAUGACGGUGUACGACGUCGCUGCAUACAGAGCUGCCAAUUACCCGAGAAUGUCAAUGUGGGCCAGAGUAUGACUGAAAUCAACGAGAACGGUGUGCUCACUGUUAGGGUGCCCAAGGAGAAGGAGCCAGAGCCUCCAAAGAACAAGUGUCACCCACCCGUGGUCCAUGCGGCUCAUAGCCGCCGUGGUUGCUUCUUCUGCUAGGGUCUCUGUUUUCCAAGCACCCAACUAUUAGUAUAUGUAUUUGUGUACGUAGUAUUUUCUGAUGAAAUUUGUAGAGAAUAUCUAGUGGUCGUCCAUUAUGGAGCGCUUUGUCCAUUCUGUAGUGCUUUAGGGGUUAAAAAAGAAAGAGAGAGUAGUUCAGCUUCGUUGGAGGCAAUGAUGUCAAGAAAUUCUAUGAUCUGUUAUCUCAA